Messenger RNA from Schistosoma curassoni, 1670 nucleotides. Lineage: Eukaryota; Metazoa; Platyhelminthes; Trematoda; Strigeidida; Schistosomatidae. The record is from the annotation of a GenBank genome assembly.
UCAAGAGCUAGAACAUGAAGGCUUACUGCAAUUAAAAGCAUCUAAUUCAAGCGGUAAAUUACGACGAGACUCUUCUUACACUGACCAGUUCACAAAGGAAGCUGAUUGGGUUUUAGAAAAGUUAAAAACUUUGAAGAGUAGACAUGAAGAAAACCUUCGACAAACAGCAGCAGAUGUAUCCGCUACAGCAAGAAUUCAGGCUAACAAAUUAUCAAAUACUGAAAAUUCUCCAGUUCAACAUUGCUUUUUUAUACAUGAUUUGUCUUACAAUCAUUAUUAUAAAUCAAGAAGAUUUGAAAAAGGCUUAAUUCUCCCACCCCUUGGAACUCCAGUAGGCCCUUCAGUUCCUAUGUACAAGAAUUACUACCCUAUUCCUCCUAACACUGGGAGCUUAAAUGAACGUAAUGCUAAUGCAGGAGAGAAUAGCACUCGAAUAGCUUUAUCCAGCAGUGCAUUUAAUGUAAUAUUAUCAGCUAUUGAUGCUCUCAAAUCUUCCGGACAGUUACCUAGGGGUCUAAAUCCAACGUUAAAAGAAAAGAAUAUCAAUGUAACUGAGAUUAAAAAUUCCAAUCAGCAGAUUACUAACAGAGAUAAUCAGCAAUAUAUAUCUCCUGGUUAUAAUCAAAUAUCAGGAAUUGAAGAUCCAGUACACAAUGCUUCCGUAGGUUCGACUGUAAACAAUACACCUUUGAUUACGAAAAUGGAGCAUCUUAACCCCUCUCAUCACCUGAACGUCUCAAGACCUGUUUAUGCUCCCGUGCCAAUAAACAGAGAAGGACUGAAUAAUAUCCCAAAUUCGCCUCAAAGAGGUGUUGAGUGUCACAAAAAUCAAGUCGUUUCAACGUCAUUUAAUCGGCAUGCGCAAAACAAUCCUCCUUUAAAGUCACUUAUUAACCCAUAUGAACCACAAAAUAUAAUGCACCAACCAGCACCAGAUAACCUUACAAAUGAUGAGAAAAUAUUCGACGCGUACACCAUAUUUUCAAGACGCUGUGAACUUAAAAAAGCUCAAAAGCAGAACUGGAUAAAAACCCCAAGAUAUUUCAGGCGUGGAAUGAGGGGUGAAGUCAACCAGGGUUCAGGCACAAACUCCCAAUUCCACAAUCCAGCUGGAAGACGACUAUCUGCUAUUGCUGAUUUUCUAGGUGUUAAUGAACCACCUACCGAGAGAAAACGAGUUCCUACUUCAAACCACUUAGAAUCGCAUCCGGCCAGUACUUUACCUUACCAUUCGUAUGCCUCAAACACCUUUCAAUAUCCUUCAACUCUAAAUAAUCAUACAUCUUUUUCUCAACCUGUAUGCCCUCCCGUGUAUGCUAAUCAGUCUACUAACCAUAAAACCCCUUCGAUUCCACUCAAUCUAAUGAAUUUGCCCAGAUCAUUACCACCAUAUGCCACUCCUAAUUCGUAUACACCCACAAACCCACAUACCAAUAGUUCUUUUUGGCCUGUUCAUCUCAACCUUGAUUCAUCCGUACCAAGUGCCUCAAAGUCAUUACAGUACUAUAAUUCUUCGUUUCUUCCUACAUUCAAGUAACUUCAUUUCAUUUGAUUUAUUUGGAGCGUCUACCCAGUGAUACUUAAACGGAUUAAGAACUUUGUAUAUAAACUAGUCACUAAAAAUGUUACGUAGCCAUGUACAUAGAAUUGAAUACAUUUUUAUCGAUUUG